GCUCACACGUCUCAUCCCACUUCUUUUCUACCCAGUCUCACUCAUGUUUGCUGUGGAUGAGGAGACUCCUGACCCCCGAACAAAGCAGCAAGUGAAAGAGCGGAAAAAAGUCUUGAUUGCCCAUUUGGACAAAUUGAUGUCUGAACUUCAUGAUGCCGGUGAAGAUGUUGAGGCUCACGUCCGGAGCCUGUACGAUUUAAGAGCACUACAUGAUGCUAUUGAAUCGUCUGUCACAGGCACCAACGUCGUUCAGGUUCAAGAGAUACUAAUCAAGUGCCGACAGGCACUUGAUAAGUAUAUCAUGGAUCAACUCACUCAGAUUGUUGGACAGAAAGAAGAAGAAGAAAGGGUCGUGUCUGAAGAGACUAUGGAUGAGAAUAUCAGACAACUUGAAGAAGCACUAGAAAAAGAGAAGAAGAGGAAAGAAGAAUUGAGGAAGAAGAAGAUUGAACAACAAGAGCAAAAAGUUCAAGAGGUUAGACAAACUGUUGUUAAAACUGAAGGGGAAGAACAAGAAAUUUCCUUGGCUCAGCUUGUGAAUUACCUUGCUCACUUGGAACUGAAAAUUGAUCAGUUUGGCGAAAGGAUGCAGUCACAAAUUGAUGAUGUGGCCUCAGGGUUUCGGACAAUCACGAAUUUGGUCAAGGGAAAGGAAAAGGUCAAGGAAGAAAAGACUGAAAAGACAGAGAAACUCAUGGGAGAUGCCAUGAAGUCUCUCAAGGUAGAAACAAAGAAGACGGAAGAGAAACCAGAAACAAAGAAAGGGGAGCCUUCGAGUCCGUUGUCUUCUCCACCCAACUCCCCUCCUUCCUCUCCACCUCCAAAGUCUUCUUCUCCGAAGCCACAGGACAAAGUAACGACUCCGAAGAAACCAAAGAGGAAAAAAAAAGUUAAAAUGAAAUUGCCUUUCACGUUCUGUAAUAAGAAAGACGAAAAUCUGCUUUUGUGGAUCGCAGAGAUUCAAACGUACUGUGGCACGGCCCCUGUCGAACGCGAAUCCCAGGUUGCUUUCUCUACUUCUUGUAUUGGUGGGGAAGCUAAGGAGUGGGUUUUGGCCGAAGCCAAUGCCGCAGGGUUCGAUGACAUCGGGGAGUGGGCUGGAACAUUGAACCUCAAACAGUUCCUUGGGAAGAUCAAGGAACGGUUUUUGAACAAAACGACGGCCGACAAAGCCUUUGACCAGCUCACCACAAUUGGUCAAAAGCAUUGGACCUUUGUGGAGUCGUUAUCCCGGGAAGUUGAUCGGUUGCUGCAGGUUUCCGGAUUGAACCUGCAAGACAACCAGGUCUUGUACAUCUAUUCCCGAGCUCUGCCCGAGCCCAUUCGUGGACAACUCGUGGCAGAGUCUAAGUCUGGUAAGUAUAACUAUAGGCAAUUUCGGGAUUUGGCUCUCCAACGAGAGCAAAUGACCUCUCAUGUGAAGAACUCUUAUGCAUCUGUUGUUAAGUAUGGUGGUGGUGCAGGAACAAGAAAGCGGGUAUUUUGGCGCCAAAAGCGCCAUGACCACACCCUUGUCGUCUUCGAUGACGAAACUGUGGAAAGGUGGUCGUUGGAGGCCGAGGGUGUGGCAAACAGCAGUGAUUCCAGGAAGGGGGAAGUCACUGCUGCCGUAGUCAACAGGGGAGGACCACGACCGCCAGUCAAGAAGAAGAAGCCACGCUCGUUCCCAGAGCACCCCGGGAUUGCGGCUGGGAAGCCUUGGAAAAAGAUGGGUCUGUCACGAGAAAUGUGGCAGGAACGAAUGGACAACGCGCAGUGCCUGAAGUGUGGCAUUGCAGGGCAUGUGAUUGCAUGGUGCCCGUUGAUCCGAAACCCCAAAGCGAGCCGCCAGUAGGAGUAGCAUAUCCUCCUACUUAGUCUAAGGGUUUGGAACAAGAAGAAGGUAAGGCACCUACUAGCCCUUCCAACCCUUUGACUCGCAUGGCAGAGGAUGGUUCUUCUUCGGCCCAUCGUCCAGAACACCCUGAACCUGUCUUAUGUUCUAUCUCUCAAGACGACUCCAUUGACGAGCUUGGUAACGAGUUGCUGGCAUUACGAAGCUCGUGGGCUAAGAAAGCUAAGUCCAAGGGCGACCUACUACCCGCGGAUGUAGAAAUCGCACGUACACGCAUAGGUGCUCUGUUGGACUCAGGAUCCACGCGAUCCUAUAUAUCCGAGAAAGCAAUCCGCAAAUUGCAUCUCGAAAUGAAGGCAAAAGAUUUUUCUAGACCUAUCACAUCUGUUAUGGCUAACAAAAGCACGAUCACUGU
Chara braunii is the source of this 2249-nucleotide messenger RNA. The record is from the annotation of a GenBank genome assembly. NCBI's taxonomy places the organism in Eukaryota, Viridiplantae, Streptophyta, Charophyceae, Charales, Characeae.